Messenger RNA from Notothenia coriiceps (black rockcod), 2205 nucleotides. RefSeq names its product metal transporter CNNM1-like. NCBI's taxonomy places the organism in Eukaryota, Metazoa, Chordata, Actinopteri, Perciformes, Nototheniidae. Gene Ontology annotation, molecular function: transmembrane transporter activity. The transcript has 7 exons. The record is from RefSeq and is a predicted model, not a curated record. The annotation marks the transcript as partial. Gene Ontology annotation, cellular component: plasma membrane. Gene Ontology annotation, biological process: transport; magnesium ion homeostasis.
GCAUCUUGAAUGCACUCUGGAUUACAGUCAUGUCUGAUGGCAGUGAGCUCCAUGCUAUUUUUGGAAAGUUACGUCAGGCAUGGUGGAGGCAGAACAUCCUUCAGAGAGCUGCUCUUCCUCCUCCUCUUCCUCCUCCCACAUGGACCGGAACCACGCAGCACCACGUGACCCGGUCGCUGUGGACUGAAUCCUCCUCCCGUCACACCGCAUCAUGACUGCGGAGGAUGCGGUGCUCCCCGGCGGGGCUCAGCUCUCUCCUCCCCGGUCUUUGCUCUCUCCUCUCCGGCUCCUGCUUCUCCUCCUGACCGCCUCAUGCUCUCCGGUGCACGGUCUCCUCGGCUUCCGCCCGGAGGAGACCGGAGCGGAGCUGUCCGUGGCCGACGGGGUGCUGAAAGUCACCGAGGGGACCCGCUUCAUGUUGCGGGUUUAUUACUCCACAUCCCCGCAGAGGAUGAACCGCACCGCGACCACCCGGGCAAACAACGCCGCGCCUUGGAUCGCCUUCAUCGAGGAGCCGAGCCCCGGCAGAGAGGGGCAAGUCCACCCGAAGAGGAACAUGUGCAUGGAUAAGAACUCCAGGACGUCCGACAUUGAGGUUUUGGGGUCCUUCAAGUCCGCGUCCAGUCAGAACUCGGUGUUAGUGGAGCUGCUGGCGAAGGAUCUGCGCAGAGGAGAGAAGAUCAACUUCUACUCCAUGUGCGCGUUUGACGGAUCCAAAUGGGAACAUUACCGGACCAGAGACUUCUGGGUGUCCGUGGUGGAGAGAUCUGCUGUCCCGGAGCUGUGGCUGCAGGUUCUGGUGUCGGUCCUGCUGCUGGGUCUCUCGGCCCUCUUCAGCGGUCUGAACCUCAGCCUGCUGGCUCUCGAUCCGGUGGAGCUGCAGGUUCUUCAGAACAGCGGCACGGACAAGGAGCAGAACUACGCCCGAAAGAUCGAGUCGGUUCGCCGGCACGGGAACUACGUCCUGUGCACGUUGCUGCUCGGCACCGCCAUCAUCAACGCCUCGCUGGCCGUGUGGAUGUGUCAGAUCCUGGGCAUGACCUGGCUCUCCACGGUCAUCUGCGCCUUCGGGAUCUUCUUCAUCGGGGAGAUUCUUCCGCACUCGGUGGCGUCGCGACACGGCCUCGCCAUCGCCUCCAAAACCAUCUGGGUGACGCGCCUCCUCAUGGUGCUCUCCUUCCCCGUCUCAUACCCCAUCAGCAAACUCCUGGACCUCAUCCUCAACCAGGAGAUCUCCAUCUUCUACACCCGGGAGAAGCUCCUGGAGAUGCUGCGUGUUUCCGACCCGUACCACGACCUGGUGAAGGAGGAGCUGAACAUCAUCCAGGGAGCGUUGGAGCUGCGCACCAAAACGGUGGAGGACGUUCUGACGCCGCUCAGCGACUGCUUCAUGCUGUCCUCAGACGUGGUGCUGGACUUCAACACCAUGUCGGACAUGAUGCAGAGCGGCUACACCCGGAUCCCCGUGUACGAGAACGAGUGCUCCAACAUCGUGGACAUCCUGUUCGUGAAGGACCUGGCCUUCGUGGACCCGGACGACUGCACCCCUCUGAAGACCAUCACCCAGUUCUACAAACACCCGCUGCACUGCGUGUUCAACGACACCAAGCUGGACGCCAUGCUGGAGGAGUUCAAGAAAGGGAAGUCCCACCUGGCCAUCGUGCAGCGCGUCAACAACGAGGGCGAGGGAGACCCUUUCUACGAGGUGCUGGGCAUCGUGACCCUGGAGGACGUCAUCGAGGAGAUCAUCAAGUCAGAGAUCCUGGACGAGACUGACCUCUACACUGAUAACCGUACUAAGCGCCGUGUUUCUCACCAUGAGAGGAAGCAGCAGGACUUCUCCAUCUUCAAGCUGUCGGAAAACGAGAUGAAAGUGAACAUUUCUCCUCAGCUGCUCAUGGCCACGCACCGCUUCCUGUCCACAGAGGUGGAGCCCUUCAAACCCGCUCACAUCUCAGAGAAGAUCCUGCUGAGGCUGAUCAAACACCCGAGCGUCGUUCAGGAACUCAAGUUCAACGAGAAGAACAAACGAUCGCCGCAUCACUUCCUGUUCCAGCGCAACAAACCGGUGGACCACUUCAUCCUCGUGCUGCAGGGUCGAGUGGAGGUGGAGUUCGGAAAGGAGGCGCUGAAGUUUGAGAACGGAGCUUUCUCUUACUUUGGGGUUCCCUCCAUCAUGUCAACAGGUAGAGAUCACACGCUGAU